Messenger RNA from Mytilus californianus (California mussel), 4416 nucleotides. RefSeq lists its product as uncharacterized. Gene Ontology annotation, biological process: superoxide metabolic process. The transcript has 12 exons. Gene Ontology annotation, molecular function: metal ion binding. The coding region runs from base 150 to 3371 and encodes 1073 amino acids. NCBI's taxonomy places the organism in Eukaryota, Metazoa, Mollusca, Bivalvia, Mytilida, Mytilidae. The record is from RefSeq and is a predicted model, not a curated record.
AUGACCCAUCAAGUAAUUGAUCAGUAUUUUUGCCAUAAAGCUCCGUACCUUUAACAAGUUUAUAUAAAUUUAUUGCAGUAUGUGAGUAUUUAGUGUGAUUUUAAAUCGGCAUUUCCAACGGUACAUUGAAUAGUACCUUUGAAAAAUAGAUGAUGGAUUUAUUCAGUGUAUUACUCUGCAUUGUUUACUUCGUUUCUGAAGGAUAUGGUUUAACCUUAAUAGCAAAAGUUGCUUUAAAUGGAGUCACUGGUACCGUGACCUUCACCCAAAAUGGAGGAGACACGACUGUGAUCUUUGGUGUUGCUGGCUUAGCCAAUACAAACACGUGGAACAUUCGAAGUAAUCGAAUGGUGUACGAUCGACAGGUCAGGUGUUCAGAUGGAGUUCUUGGAAUGAAUUAUAUCGAAUCAACUGGUACCGUUACUAGUAAUGGAACAAAAUCAGAAACCAUAACAGCAGCAGUUCUACCCAAUUUGAAUUCUCUAACAGGUAGAGCAUUGCUGAUGGUUGAUUCGUCAACUGGUUAUCGAGUGUGUGGUACAAUAGAAGCUGACGAAGAUCAUAUAACAGGAAUAGCAAAACUUCAAUCCGUAGUAGGAGGAACAAUUUAUUUCAGACAAAAAUCAUCAUCGUCAUCAUCAGGAACUUCUAUAUAUGCAAAUGCAUUCCAUUUACAAAACACAACCACAAAUUCAAAUGAAACAGUUGCAUGGGGUAUAUAUUCUGGCACUUGUUCAAGUAAAGGUACGUUAUAUAAUCCAACAAGUAGUCCAAGUUCAUCUUGUGAUCAAAACAAUCAAGGAAAUUGUCCUAUAGGGGAUCUGUCUUCAAAAAAUUCGUACUUACCCGUUGGGGAAAAUAGUGAAGAAAUUUUAACUUCAUUUGUUGAUAUUAAUCUCCCACUCAGUGGCAGUAACUCUGUCAUUGGCAAAAUUUUAGUUUUGAAAGCUAAAAAUGGAGAUGUUCUAGUGUGUUCAAAAAUUCUCCAGUAUACAACAAGAAAUGCUGUGGCAACAUUAAGUAGAGACGGAGUAGUCGGAACGAUAUCAUUCAAACAGAGAUCACCAUUUGAUUCCACAACGGCUUUUGUUGACCUUUCUGGACUUGGUGGUAACGCCGGUGGAUAUCAUGUUCAUAAAUGGCCGGUACCAGAAAAGUGGGCAACCAAUCAGAAAGUCUGCGACGCAGAUUCCGUGAGUGGACAUUUUAAUCCUUUUGGAAUUGAUACUUCUUCAGACCCUGCAGCAACUGUGGGUACAGACGAUCAGUAUGAAGUGGGAGAUCUCAGCAGUAAAUAUGGUGUGUUAAGUGGAUUAACUGAUAAGAUGGAGAAUUACACUGAUUAUAACUUACCUUUAUUUGGUACGAAUAGCGUAAUAGGACGAUCUAUAGUUGUUCAUUAUGAUAAUGGUAAUAGAUGGGUUUGUGCUACUAUUCAAUAUGUUGGUACUACGAUUACAGGUUUAACAACGUUUACAUAUCCUGUCAUUGGAUACAUUGCUUUCAAACAACCAACAGAUAUUGACAUAGAGCUGGCAGAUACUAUGAUUUACGUGUGUGUAGACUAUGGGAAUAAUUCGAGUAGAUCUGUUGACCACAAAUGGCACGUUCACGUGGGCCAACUCGGUAGUGAUGCUUUAAUCAGUAAUGGUCGUUGUAAUUCCGUUCAAGGGCAUUAUAAUCCCUAUUCUGUUGAUCUGUUGGGAAAUUAUAAUCCGGAAUGUAACCCCAAUAAUCCUUUACGAUGUGAGGUUGGCGAUAUGUCAGGCAAACACGGAAAGAUAUCAGUACGAUCUACUUCAGGAACAAUUCAAAGAAAUUUCUUCACAGAUUUUGAUUUACCACUUACAGGGGACCUGAAGAUUUUAGGUCGGUCUGUUGUUAUACAUGCAGCAAAUUCAGGAGGAGCAAGGUUAUCAUGUGCUAAUAUUCAUACCAUACCAAACCGAAAGGUAAUUGUUAAAGCUGGCACAUGGGCACCAGAAUCUUAUGGGUCUGUAGAUGGAUCAUUUAUCAUGACACGAAAUACAGAAGGACUUAUAGAUGGAACAACAGAUGUUAGUAUUCAGUUAACAGGAUUAGCCUCAAUGGCAGGAGGAUAUCACGUCCAUGUUAAUCCUGUCCCAAAAGAAAGUUCUAGUCCAUGCUCUGCAGCUUCUGUUGGUGGACAUUUUAAUCCUUUUGGUGUUAAUGCAACAGCAGGACCGAUCGAUGGAUCCGGUUCAGAUGAUGAAUAUGAAAUAGGAGAUUUGAGUAGAAAAUAUGGUAUUUUCCUCAACAACAAACCAACCUACUCUGGGAAGGAAACAGAAACCAUGCUUCCUGUACGUGGACCUUUAAGCAUCACAGGAAGAUCUAUAGUUAUCCACAAAUCAUUAGCAGGUGCUCCCAGAUGGGUAUGUGGUAAUAUAACGGAAGAUACUGUCAGUACUGGAGGAGAGAUGUUUGAAGCAAAGGCUACAUUUUCCACUGGAUCAGUAACUGGAUAUAUUUAUAUGACACAAUAUCGAUACAGUGACGGCGGGCUAAGUGAUACCGGUGUAUUAAUAGACUUGGUAAACACUGACGGAUCAAAGACAACUGGACAUAAUUGGCAUGUUCAUCAAAAACCAGUAAAGAAUGAUGUUACUUCCGGUUGUGUUAGCCCAGGUGGUCAUUACAACCCGUUUAUGGUUGAUGUUAUUAAUAAUUAUGAUGAAUGUUCACCGCUUAAUCAUUUACGAUGUGAAUUAGGAGAUCAGUCCAGUAAACUGGGUCGUUAUGACAUUGGAAGUGGUAGAAAGUUCUAUACGGAUAUGAAUUUACCACUGGUUGGACCAUAUGGGGUUGCUGGAAAAGCAUUUGUGAUACAUGCUGAGAAUGGUGGAGGACCACGUUUAGCGUGUGCUGAUAUAAUCCCAGUUAACAAAGCGACUCCUCUUCAAAUGACUUUCGGUGAUAUGAACUUUGAUAAAUCAGAAAUGGUAACUCAUUUAGCCAGUGCAUUGCACACGUCACCCACUAACUUAGCAGUUUCAGACGCUAAGACUAAUACAGAUUGUAUGGCUGUAACAGUGUACUUUACUGGUCCCAAUGCAUCAUCCAUUAGAACAAAUUUAAAUAAAAUGAUGAAAAAAGGAGAUCAAAAACUUGGUGCUUAUAGAGAGUCAGUUAUAUGUUGUUCUUCCUAUCGGAGAAAGUGUAAGCAUUACAAAAGAAAACACCGACAUCAUAAAACAUGGCGAUAUCAAGCGAAGUUUAGAAAUAGGUCCUAUCGAUUAUCGAAUUAUCGAAAGCAUCAUCGAAACAGAAUGUUCCGACCACGUUACCACUCGAUGAAUAAUCAUCAUUACAGGCAUUCCGCACACAGGUUAUAUCCAUACUAUGUUUGACGAUUGGAUUAAUAAUUCAGAGACUAGCCAGUUGAUGACGGGGAUUAUUUGUUAGUGCUACUUUUGACAGAAUUUAUGUUAUUUAAAUUUUAACUGUGAUUGUUUUAAAAUAUUGUAUAUUUGAAUACCAUAAUAUCACUGUUUAAUACGGUGAAACAGACUUUUAUAGAUGCCAUAUUAUUUUUCAAAUUUUCGUUUUGUUUUAAACUCCACUGUUAGGCUCAAUUAUGUAACAGGGAGACAUUAAAAAAUAAUUAAGAAGAUAUUUUUUCGGCGUCCAAAGUAAUGUGGUGUUUGGUAGUUAUGGCGUCUUGUUUGUUUAGUUAUUAAACAUAUUUCCAUUUUUCUGUUUUUUGUUUUAAUCUUUCAAAAAAAACGUUUAUACAUAUCAAAAUCGUAUCUUAAAUGUCAAGUUUAAAAGUUGAUAAGUGAAACAUGUUUCUUGGUUUAAUUUGAGAAUCUGCUCCAACAAACGAAUAAUAAAUCAUAAGUUUUUGCCAAAAAAAAAAAUCCGACUACAAUUAUUUGAAAAUUGUUAAUAGGUGUACAUUAGAGCUGUUUGAUGAAACAUAAUGAUACCAACUGAGGUCAUAUAAAAAGUAUGCAAUUCACCCGUAAAGGCAAUUUGACUAUUUCUGAUGUUAUGAAUCAUUUUACCACUAUUCAUUCAUAUAUUUAUUUUCAGAUUUCAUCUCCGAGAAACAUAAAUAUGUAAAGCCAUAACAUUUCGGAGAAUUUAAUCAAGCAAAACAAUUUUAGAUAUAAGUUAUCAAAAUAGUUUGUGUAAAAAUAAUCAUUAUUUUAUGAGAUUUGAAAGGUUUUGCAAUGUGGUGUAAAUUGUAAAUUUGCCUACUUCUAUCUUGCAGAUUUUGGUAUUUUAAAUAGAUUACUUUUACUUUCAUCAUUCAGUUGAAAAGAUACUGUAAUUUGAACAUCAGUUUUUGGUUGUUUCCACGUAGAAUUUUAUCAAAAUAUGUGAUGUUUGUGGGUAAUAUGUUAAACGGUAUAUAUAUAUAUGUUAAAAUAAAAAGUUGAUGGUCCCAUA